Microthlaspi erraticum is the source of this 1518-nucleotide messenger RNA. The record is from the annotation of a GenBank genome assembly. NCBI's taxonomy places the organism in Eukaryota, Viridiplantae, Streptophyta, Magnoliopsida, Brassicales, Brassicaceae.
AUGGAGGAGUGGAUUCCGCUGUUGGACAUAAUCCUCAAGAGCCCGUCGCCGGAAACCGAGGCGUCGCUCUGGUUAGAUGAAGCUUCCAUCUCUUUGCUCUCCUCCUCCUCGUCUUCCUCUUCUUCUUCUUCUGCUUCUUCUUCAUCUCCGAUCAACCGUAGCUCCUUCGUUUCACUCCUGAAGAAACAAUGCGAUGUAAUCGAUCAGACUCCGACGGCAAAGAAGGUUCUUUUCAUUGAGACAUUACCCAAUAUGGUCCAGAGCAGGAUUCUAUCUCUCCUUAUUUCCGAGUAUCGGAGGUUUUGCGUCAGGGAUUUGGUUUCGCUGGCGAGGGAAAUCCUGGGCGGUGGUGGUAAAGAGGUCGAUUUCUGGGUUCAGAGAGCUGCACAGAACCUGCUCGACAGAAUUCCUGAGCCAAAAUUUGAUUGGAUCUCUCGUCUAGAUUUGGAUUCGGCUGAUGACGACAGCAUUUCUGAGAAGUUUGACUCUUUACCUGAUUGGCUCAGCGAGAAGGCUGCUUCGACUGGACCAGCUCUUCCAUGGCUUCCGAUAUCAUGCGCUGCUGAUGUAAAGUCAGACACGCCGGUUGUUGAUUCUUGGAAUGGAAAUGAGAUGAUGAGUCAAAUCAGAGAGAACAUGGAAGAAGAUGAUCGAGAAGUUGAGGAUGACAUUGAUGAUACCAUACACGUUGCGUUACAGCCUGAUGAUCAUGAAAUGGCUGCGAAUCUUAGAGCUCGGAUUACAAGCUUUGAGUCUACUUCUGAAGCUUUAACCUUGUGUGAUGAAAUCCGGAAACUUUGCCUGGAGAAAGGUAAGGAUUCUCUGAAAGUUUUGGCUCUCAUUGAGCCUUGGCAUGCAGAUGACGAGACUGCUGCGGUUUUGCUUUCGAAUUUGCAUAGUGGAAGUGAGGAAGAAGAGCUUGGUUGGGCAAGCCAGAUUCUAUGUUCUGUCGUGCUUCCCAAGUUUUUAUCUCUUGAGAAAUCCGCCUCUCGUGUGUUGAUGUCUGCAACGAUCGAGUUUUGCAAGAUCCACCAAAGAGCAGCUGAGUAUGGUUUGGUGUUUCCUUUGAUACUCAGGAGAGAAGGGAUCAACAGCUUCAUCUGUGAGGUUAUCUCAAGGGUUUUGAAAGAAUGCUGGCACUUGGGUCACAUCUCUGCCUUUUGCCAGAAGCUACUCUGUGGAAGAAGAGAAGAGAAGAGGAGGUUUCUGUUCCUUCCCUGCCACCGAGAGCUUAUAGCUGAUGAUCCAACUUGGAAUGAAUCACUGUUUGUCCUUUUCCAGAACAUAUUGGUCCACGACGUCCCUUUAACACAAGGCUCCGUUGAUUGUCUUGUUUCUAAAGUUCAGGAGUUGGCCGAAAGGUAUUCCAAAUCUUUGAAAUUUGGAAACUUCUUGCUACAUUUUAUUGCCAAAUGCGCUCCGAUGCUACAGGCUCAUAAGUAUCCGCUGAUAGGAUCUGUUAAGAACACUAACAGUCUAGUUACGAAAUCUAUCUUAUCAAAACUCAAUGCUCUGUAG